GUUGCGAAUUCAAAAAUUACUUUUUGGGAGAAAUCAUGGCGUUUCGAAAAUUUCUUUUUCUGAGUUCACUUUUGAUCGGUCUGGUGCGAGUUAGAGGAAAAGAACUACCGGAUUUCAUACGCACUUGUGCCAGAGACGACCCCAACCUAACAACAUGUAUGAUUUCAUCUGUGGAGGAACUUCGACCAUAUUUGCUCAAAGGUGUUCCAGAAUACAACAUUCCAAGCUUAGAGCCUCUAGUGAUGACUGAUUUUUUUGCCGAUGAAGCUGCCGGUAUGAAAAUUGUAGUUUCUAAUGUCAGCGCUUGGGGUUGUAGUGACUUCUUUGUAAGAGGAUUAGAAACAAAUCUAGAUACUCUUCAGUUCAUUGUAGACGUUGAUAUUCCUAAACUUCGUAUAGAAGCCCAUUACCAUUUGGAUGGAAAAUUAUUAUUGGUACCGGUAAAAGGCGAUGGGAAUUUGGAGACUAAUGUCACUGAUGUCAGUGCAAGGGCAGAACUACAAGGUGAAAUAAUCGAACAAAACGGCAGCAAAUUUUUAACUUACUCGCAAGUCAAACUGAGGGUUCACGUUGGAGGUGGUUCGGUUAGGAUGGAGAACCUUUUUAAUGGAGACAAAGUUUUAUUAUCGAUGCUAAAUGAUGUGGUGAACAGAAAUUUUAAAGUAUUCCUGAGCGAAUUGAUGCCGGUAAUUGAAAAGUCCUUGGCUUCAGUGUUUCAAAAUACUGGAAAUGCUAUUGUGGAAGCUUUUCCUUUUGAUCAACUUUUCCCUUAGUUCUAUACCAAAUAUGUAUUUUUUUGAGAUGCUCUUUUUAAAUUUACACCAUAACUUAGUAAGAUCUCUUUAAUUUUUUCAAUCGACCCCUGCUUUGGGUUGUGUAUAGUAUUAUUAUCGUUAUUAUCAAUAAAUAUUUGUAUAUGU
Molecule: messenger RNA, 920 nt
Organism: Ceutorhynchus assimilis (cabbage seed weevil)
Lineage: Eukaryota; Metazoa; Arthropoda; Insecta; Coleoptera; Curculionidae
Source: the annotation of a GenBank genome assembly